Messenger RNA from Saccostrea echinata, 1032 nucleotides. RefSeq lists its product as uncharacterized. The transcript has a single exon. Lineage: Eukaryota; Metazoa; Mollusca; Bivalvia; Ostreida; Ostreidae. The coding region runs from base 1 to 1032 and encodes 343 amino acids. The record is from RefSeq and is a predicted model, not a curated record.
AUGGCAGAUGCUUUGGAAAUUGCUUGUUUAUGUGAAGACGAUGAUGUGUUGCUUAUGUCUACAGUUACAGAAGACGAUGUAAAAAGUCAACAGCUAAAUCUAGACAAUUUAUCUGAGGAAGAGUUUUAUUCAUUCUUUCGAUUUCAGAAGAAUGAUAUUUCUCGCCUAUGCGAGGCAUUGUCCCUUCCAUCCAAAUUCGUAUGCCCAAAUGGUACUCGGGUAUCUACGACAGAGGGUGUCUUGAUACUGCUUAGGCGCUUGUCUUAUCCUAACAGACUAGAUGACAUGAAACCAUUGUUUAACCGUUCGAAGUCAGAGCUUUCAUACAUUUCAAACACUGUAUUGGAUUAUUUGUACCACAGACAUUCGGGUAAAUUUUGUGACCUAAAUCAAAGUUGGUUGGACGAAGAACACCUUCGAAUGUACGCUGAUGCCAUAUCAGACAUUGGUGGACCACUUCCAAAUUGCUGGGGUUUCAUAGAUGGAACAGUAAGGCCGAUAUGUAGACCUUCCGCGAACCAAAACCUUGUCUAUAGUGGACACAAAAGGGUACAUGGCUUAAAAUUUCAGUCUGUAGUGAUACCAAAUGGUUUAAUUGCAAAUAUGUAUGGCCCUAUAGAGGCAAAGCGCCAUGAUUCUGCCAUGCUAAGAAUGAGUGAACUAAUGCCGAAACUUGAACAACGCAUGACAAUGAACGAUGGUACAGUAUUCUCUCUUUACGGCGACCUUGCUUAUCCUUUGCGUGUGCACCUUAUUACACCUUUCAAAGGAGCUGUUCUCAGCAACCAGGAAAGAAUAUUUAACUGUAGAAUGUCAAAGCUCCGUUCCAGCGUUGAGUGGACAUUUGGAAAAAUCCUCUCUCUGUUCGCUUUCGUUGACUAUAAGAAAAAUCAGAAACUAUUUUUACAACCUGUGGCUAAGUAUUAUCUGGUAGCGUCAUUACUCACUAAUUGUCACACCUGUUUGUAUGGUAGUGUUACGAGCGAGUACUUUAAUCUUCCACCUCCUACACUUGAAGAAUACAUGUCAUAA